This is a messenger RNA of Klebsormidium nitens, 2038 nucleotides long. The record is from the annotation of a GenBank genome assembly. Lineage: Eukaryota; Viridiplantae; Streptophyta; Klebsormidiophyceae; Klebsormidiales; Klebsormidiaceae.
AGAACUUUUUGCCCCAGGGCAUGGCUGCUUUGCGCUCUCUGAAGAGCCCAUCACGAAUUAACUUGUGCAGUCCUCAUUCUAGUCGUGAGAUCUUGUGCGAUUCCUCGCCUAUCUGCAAAGCCAAGUCACUGCAUUUCUUCCCAGCAGCAACCUACUCCUCCCAUUGUUGGACGAAACCUUUGAGCAAAAGUAGCUUUUGCUGCAGGAGUUCAGACCCAUUUCAGCUCUCACAGAUUGGGAAGACUAGAUUUUCUUUUUCCAAGAAGCCUUCGGCAACGGGGGGCACUUUACACACCAAAUUAGCUGCUCGUUCGAGUUCAGAGACAAACCGGACCCUCGCAAUGGAGGACGACACAAACAGCCUUGUUUUGAAGUUGCACGAGGUGGAGGCGGUCAAGUUUGGCAGCUUCAAGCUGAAGAGCGGUCUGAUCUCGCCAAUCUACAUUGACCUCCGUGUCAUUGUGUCGUACCCCGACCUUCUGAAGGAGGUGGCUGAGUCCAUGUGGGCCACGGUCGCCAACGCCAAGUUCGACGUCAUGUGCGGAGUCCCGUACACUGCGCUCCCGAUCGCCACCUGUAUGUCGCUGCUGCACGGGAGCCCCAUGGUGAUGCGCAGGAAGGAGGUCAAGGACUAUGGGACGAAGAAGGCCAUCGAGGGCGCGUUUCAACCGGGGCAGAGCGUGUUGAUCGUCGAGGAUUUGGUCACCAGCGGGGCAUCUGUGAUGGAAACCGUCGAACCCCUCAAGGCGGUGGGGCUCGAGGCAAAGGACGUGGUGGUGCUGAUUGACCGGGAACAGGGGGGGCAGGCGCACCUGGAAAGGAACGGGCUGAAACUGCACUCCACUCUCACGCUGCGUCACAUCGUCGACGUCCUGGUGAAGCACGACAAACUCACCUCCGAAGUCGCCGACUCCGUCAAGCGCUUCAUCGCCGAGAACCAGACCGCCGCGCCCUCCGUUCCGCUCGCAAACGCUCCGAUCGACCCGCCAAAACGGAAACGGAUCCCGUACGGAGACCGCGCGGCGCUGGCGAAGAACCCGACGGGAAAGAAGCUGUGGGAGCUGAUGGCCAGCAAGAAGACGAACCUGUCGGUGGCGGUGGAUGUGGCGACGAGCGCAGAGUUGUUACGGUUGGCAGACCUGGUGGGGCCUGAAAUCGCUGUCCUCAAGACCCACGUGGACCAGCUGUCAGAUUGGACACCAGCCGUGACGUCCGAGAUCGAGAAGCUGGCCGAGAAGCACAACUUCCUGAUCUUCGAAGACCGAAAGUUCGCCGACAUCGGAAACACUGUCGUGGACCAAUAUGCGGGGGGCUUAUACAAGAUCGCAGACUGGGCGCACAUCACCAACGCGCACGUGGUGCCGGGGCCUGGCAUCGUGGACGGACUGAAAACGAAGGGCCUCCCCAAGGGUCGCGGCCUCCUUCUCCUCGCCGAGAUGAGCUCCGCGGGUACUUUGGCCAACGGUGAAUACACUCUGGCCGCCGCCAAAAUCGCCGCCGACCACUCCGACUUCGUCAUCGGGUACAUCUCCGUCAACCCCGCGUCAUGGCCGGGGGGUCCCGGCAACCCGGCGCUGUGCCAUAUGACGCCCGGGGUGCAGAUGGGGGGCGGGGGCGAUGCGUUGGGGCAGCAGUAUAACACUCCCUCCUCGGUCAUCGGGGAGCGAGGGAGUGACGUCAUCAUCGUCGGACGUGGCAUCAUCAAGGCGGCCGACCCCGCAAAGGCUGCGAAGGAGUACCGGGAAGCUGGCUGGGCCGCGUACGAAGAAAGUCUGUAGGUGUUUGUGAACCCGAGGCGCAACGUGGACAAAGUGGGUUGAGUCAACAAUGGUCCAGUUACAAGUUUCGUCGCUCCCUCCUUAUCCGGUCACGGUGGGGUACCGACGUGUCUGAGAGUCCGGCAUAUGGCAACUACAGAGAACUACAAAGGGCUACUCAAGCGUGCCACAGCAACGGUGCCGUUGGACGAAUUACUAUGUGCCAAUAUCCCUUGUAGGCCGAAGUGUGGCGUCACAAUCAUUGAAUUGGUCCAUGCGAU